Molecule: messenger RNA, 303 nt
Organism: Cinara cedri
Lineage: Eukaryota; Metazoa; Arthropoda; Insecta; Hemiptera; Aphididae
Source: the annotation of a GenBank genome assembly
AUGCACAGACCGCCGGCGCCCGACGUGUUGUCGUGUUUACUUCCAAAUGCCCCGUUACGGGCGUCUCCGACUACUACGGACGCGGCAGUAAUUAGUACCGGAGUGCGACCCCGACGCGUCGGAUCCGUCCGAGGUUCCCGUUGUGUGCUAUACAACGCGCACGCGUCCUCCUUGUCAGAUCGGACGGCCGCGACGACAAAGUCGUCCUGUCAAUGCCACAGCGUCCCGGCAAUUGUCCCGGCUAAUUUACAAGCUCGUCUAAAUUCAUUGUCUGGAUGGAUGGCAGGCGAAACGGCGAGUUAA